GCGAAAAUUAUUUAAUGAUGAACAAGAAACUCUCGCCGGAAGAUGCAUUCUACGAAAACUUGACGCUGGGCCUCAUAAAGACGCUCUCGACCGUGCCGCGGGUCUGCAAUGUGAGCCUGGAGCGACGACAGCCACUGACCGCCUGCCAGGUGGUGAACUGGGAGCAGAGGCACUGCGUCUACCUGCCGGAAGACAUGAAGAAGUUCUACCUGUCCACCGACGGAUUCGUGCUUAACUGGAGCUAUCAGUACGCGCCCAAUGACAUUCGCCGCGUGGGACACAUCUAUUUCCCGCACCUGCUGCAGGUGACCCUUCUGCGGGAGAACAUCGAGACGACGCACUCAAGCAGUGGCGUUGCUCAUCCGCCGGCUCAGGACCUCUCGGCAACUGGCUCCAGUUCGGCGGCCAAUCUUCUGCCCCUGGCAAUGCCGAAUGCUUCCAGUGGCACGGGCAAAGACAAGUGGGGAAACGCGACGCCAACCAUAACGGCCAAGUCCAAGAUAUUCGAGAUCAACAACAUCAACGAGAUGGCGAAGGUGUGCAUGUUGUACGAGUCGACGAGCUCGAACAAUCCCAAGUUCUAUUUGCUGGAGCUGAACACCCUGAGCUGGCAGUUUCUGGCAGAGACCUUCAGCGAGUACCUGCGGAUGUCCAUCGCCCACCUGGGACUGCCCUACUGGGAGCUGUGCUUCUCCAGCUUCGGCCUGCCCUCGUGGACCGAGCAGCUUUUCCUCCUGCUAGCCCCCCACCUGCUCGAGGAGCACGAGGUGAGGCGCGGCCGCAUCCUCAAUCCGGCCUGCGAGCACCCGUACAACAUCAUCGAUCCGAACAUAUUCCGGGGCAAGCCCAAGAGCGUGGCCAAGACGGCGGCGGCCAGCAAUGCCAAGCAGAGUAAUAAGUGAAUCCGGAUUCGUGUAGAAAAGUAAAGGUUUAUUGGCGAAGAAAAAGCACAAGACGGCAACGAAACAUAAAUGCUACAACAGAAAUCUCCAGACGACGGCCCCACAGAUCAUCUCUGAAGUUAGUUUGAGUGGAUGAGGAUGGGGAUGGGGUACUUAGG
This is a messenger RNA of Drosophila obscura, 1060 nucleotides long. RefSeq names its product tubulin polyglutamylase complex subunit 2. Gene Ontology annotation, biological process: protein polyglutamylation. The record is from RefSeq and is a predicted model, not a curated record. The transcript has 4 exons. Bases 15 to 902 code for a protein of 295 amino acids. NCBI's taxonomy places the organism in Eukaryota, Metazoa, Arthropoda, Insecta, Diptera, Drosophilidae.